Messenger RNA from Jaculus jaculus (lesser Egyptian jerboa), 2275 nucleotides. RefSeq names its product ankyrin repeat domain 10 (gene Ankrd10). The record is from RefSeq and is a predicted model, not a curated record. Gene Ontology annotation, molecular function: protein binding. The transcript is spliced from 6 exons. The coding region runs from base 16 to 1275 and encodes 419 amino acids. Lineage: Eukaryota; Metazoa; Chordata; Mammalia; Rodentia; Dipodidae.
GGGCAACCACAGACCAUGUCGGCGGGCGCGGGCGCGGGCGUGGAGGCAGGCUUCUCCAGCGAGGAGCUGCUGUCGCUCCGCUUCCCGCUGCAUCGCGCUUGCCGCGACGGGGACCUGGCCGCGCUCUGCUCGCUGCUGCCGCACACGCCGCACGCCCACCUGGCCGCCGAGGACUCCUUCUACGGAUGGACGCCCGUGCACUGGGCCGCGCACUUCGGCAAGUUGGAAUGCUUAAUCCAGUUGGUAAGAGCUGGAGCCACGCUGAAUGUCUCUACCACCCGCUAUGCCCAGACCCCAGCCCACAUCGCUGCUUUCGGAGGACAUCCUCAGUGCCUGGUAUGGCUGAUUCAAGCUGGGGCCAACAUUAAUAAACCGGACUGUGAGGGGGAAACUCCCAUUCACAAGGCGGCCCGCUCUGGGAGCCUCGAGUGCAUCAGUGCCCUGGUGGCGAACGGGGCUCACACCGACCUGAGAAAUGCCAGUGGCCUGACAGCAGCAGACAUUGCCCAAACCCAGGGUUUCCAGGAAUGCACCCAGUUUCUCUUGAGCCUCCAGAAUCAUCACCUGAGCCAUUUCUAUCAUAAUGGUGCCUCGAGUGGAGGUCAUGAGAACACUUUUCCCAAUCACAUUAUCCUGGGAGCAAAUCGAAAAAGAGGCUUGGAAGACUCUGAAUCCUUGGGAGUAAAGAAAGCUAGAACUGGAGCUCCAAGCCUGAAUUGCACCCUGCCACUAGCAAACGGUGAGACUGAAGAUGACGCUGACAAAAUGCACGUUGACAGAGAGUCUGCUGCUGUCUCAGAUAUGAAAAACAGUAGCUCCGUGUUGAAUACAUUGACAAAUGGAAGUGUCGUCAAUGGACAUUUGGACUUCCCCUGCGUGACCCCGAUUACUGGGAUGGAGAGCAGGAAUGGCCUGUGCUUAGCAGGAUCUAAUGGAGUUAGCGAUGGCGUAGCUCCAGGACGGCCCUUUCUGAGCGGCCAGGCUUCCGUCUGUGCCGACGGCACUGAGGAGCCCGAAAAGACCGCGAGCGUCAGCCCUGAGAUGUGUGGCUCUCUGCAUCUGAGUGGGAGCCCCAGUAGCUGCGUGGCUAGCAGGCCGUCCUGGGUAGAGGACAUGGGGGAGAGCUUGCACUAUGGGUACUACCACGGCUUUGGGGACACUGCGGAAAGCAUCCCCGAGCUGAGCAGUGUGCUUGAGCACUCGAGCUCCGUGCGGGUGGAGCAGCGCUACGACAGCGCCAUCCUGGGCGCCAUGCAGCUGCAUCACGGCUCCUGAGACCGAGGCCUGCCCGCUCCGCCCCGCUCCACAGCACCAGCUUGAAGGAGAGUCGGGACCUGGACUGCUCUGCGCACUUCAGCUCUGGCAGGUUCCUGGCGGCGCACAGGGCUUCCUAGUGCAUACCUGUUCCUGCAGGGGACGGCAGUCCUUUUUGUAAGGUGUGCUUUGGAAGCUUGUCUGACCCUAGCCUCGAUUUGGAUUUUUUUGUGUUGUUGUCACCAGAAAUUACCAUUUUUCUUUUUGUGAAUUACAGUUGAUCAAGAAGCAUUAGUGGUAGAUGAGGUGCCUGGUGGCACGUGGCAUCACUUCAAAAGGCUCACUUUACUGUGCUGUAGGAUUCAUAACUACACAGCCACAUCCUAUGCAAGGGUCAGCCUUAGCAGUGGUUUCUUGCAGAGAUGUGUAGAAAGGAAAGUACGUCUUUUUUAACAUGUGCUCAGUGAAACUUUGCAACUUGCCGUUUGGCAGAGGUUUUCGUUGGCAGACACGCCGCCCCUGGAGGACUAGGACUUCACGCACAGAACACUGCCCUGGUUUCCUUGGUCAGGGUUCCGCCUGGGAGGAGGUCCGACUUGGGUUUUCACUCCAUGUUUGUACUUGGUCGCUUGCAGUUUUUAAUCACGGUAAUGGUGUCUUUAUAUGUAGUAGAAGUUACGAUUUGUAGGAGGUCAAAGUAUUAAUGUUGACCUGUUUUCUUUCUUGUUACUGUUUUUUUGGAGGUUUCUGCUUUAAAAUAUAUACUGCUACAUGUAUCCAGUUAACCAAGAGAAUUUUGAAUAAAACUAUUACAUUUAUGGUUUUAUAGAAAUUAGCUUUUGUUUAGACAAAAUAGUGAUUACACUGUGCAAAUAUUAUAAUGAUUUCUUACUUUUCUGAUUUUUGUAAUUACAGUUGGUGCAGAUAUAUUGUCAAAUGAACAAACUAUUGUUCUAAGUGUAUACUAACAUUUUGUUUUUAAACUGUUCUUUACAAACUGAAUUAAAAAACACACCGCUGA